CCGGAGCUUCUAAAGGGCGGGCUGUAGCCCGCGCUUGCGUGCUUGUGUCUUCACCUUGGUGGAUAAUCAUGGCGACGGACUCAUGGGCGCUGGCGGUGGAUCUGCAGGAGUCGGCGGCUGAGUCGCUGAGCAACCUAAAGCUGAAAGAAGAGAGUUCAAAUGCUGAACCUAAAGAAGCAAUGAUAAAGCACGAUCCAUCUGACAAACUGGACAAAACUGCUAAACUCGACAAAAGUGAUAAUUUGGACAUCAAGCAAGACGAUGAUGAUAAAGAGGAUAAGGCUGCCCAGUCUCUAUUGAAUAAGCUAAUCCGCAGUAAUCUGGUUCAAUCGACACAUCAAGUUGAAGUACUCCAGAGAGAUCCAAAUUCCCCUCUGUACUCUGUGAAGUCCUUUGAAGAGCUGCAUUUGAAAAAAGAUCUUCUGCAAGGAGUAUAUGGAAUGGGAUUUAACAGACCUUCAAAGAUCCAGGAGACAGCGUUACCCAUGAUGCUUGCAGAACCCCCUCAGAAUCUGAUUGCACAGUCUCAGUCGGGUACUGGUAAGACAGCUGCCUUUGUUUUGGCCAUGCUCAGUCGUGUUGAUCUCUCCCAAAGGCACCCACAGUGUUUGUGUCUUUCUCCAACCUAUGAACUGGCUUUGCAGACUGGACAGGUUAUUGAACAAAUGGGGAAGUACUGUCCUGAUAUCAAGCUAGCUUAUGCAGUGCGAGGCAACAGACUUGAGAAGGGUCAGAAGAUUUCAGAACAAAUUGUUAUUGGCACACCCGGGACAGUAAUGGAUUGGUGCACAAAACUGAGAUUCAUAGAUACAAAGAAAAUUAAAGUUUUUGUCCUAGAUGAGGCUGAUGUCAUGAUUGCAACUCAAGGCCACCAAGACCAGAGCAUUAGAAUUCAGAGGAUGUUGCCUAAAGAUUGUCAGAUGCUGCUGUUCUCAGCUACAUUUGAAGAGUCUGUGUGGAAAUUUGCCCAGAAGGUUGUUCCAGAGCCUAAUAUUAUCAAGUUGAAGCGGGAGGAAGAAACCUUGGAUACAAUUAAACAAUAUUAUGUCCUUUGUGACAACAAGGAAGAGAAAUACCAUGCUCUGUGCAAUAUUUAUGGAGCAAUUACCAUAGCACAGGCCAUGAUCUUCUGUCAUACUCGCAAGACUGCAGGUUGGUUGGCAGCUGAAUUGUCUAAAGAAGGUCAUCAAGUUGCACUGCUGAGUGGAGAGAUGAUGGUAGAGCAACGAGCUGCUGUGAUACAGCGUUUCCGGGAUGGCAAAGAGAAAGUACUUGUCACAACUAAUGUCUGUGCAAGAGGAAUUGAUGUUGAGCAGGUCUCCGUCGUCAUAAACUUUGACCUUCCAGUGGAUAAAGAUGGUAAUCCAGACUGCGAGACGUACCUUCACAGAAUUGGACGAACAGGUCGUUUUGGCAAACGUGGCUUGGCUAUUAACAUGGUAGACAGUAAAUACAGCAUGAAUAUCCUCAACCGAAUCCAGGAUCAUUUCAACAAGCGCAUUGAAAAGCUUGAUACAGAUGACCUUGAUGAGAUUGAAAGGAUUGCUAACUGAAGUGCAACAGGCUGAACUAGUUUAAACCCUUCUCAACCCUGUGACAACAUGCACUGCCCAGCUGCAAUUGGACUUUUGGACUUGGAAUCCAUUGGGUUAUUCUGCAACCAGUUUUAAGAACAGACUGACAAAAUCAAAUUAUGUUGAAUUUACCUCAUUUAAAACUUUGCAGUUGGACUAUAAAAUUUUGUACUUUUCCUUCAAGUGAAUAAAAAAUGCCAGGAAAUUGUUUACAUUUGAAACAUUCAACAUGCUUUAUAAAGUUUGUCUUAGUUAACCUUAAACACAAAAAAUAGAAAUAAAAUUUGAAUUGCCAAACUGAAAAAGGUAGGAGAUGUAAAAAUGUUAAGGAAAAAUGGCCUUUUCCAUUAGGUGGACUGCAUUUUUAGUGGGUUACAAGCAUAGAUCUAUAUCUGUGAAGUGAAAUGGAUACUUAAUUGCAAAAAUUGGUCUGAUGCAAAAAUGCCAUUACACUAUAACACUUCAUAAUUAUCCUUCAUUAUUUUGCAUAUGAAUUAGAGAAGGUAUUGGAUUUUUACUGUCAAUUUAGCCAUGGCAAAUCGUUUAUUUAGGUUUAUUUUCGAUGUGAUUUAUUCAUGGCUAGUUGUCUCCUGGAUCGAUAAAAUUAUUUUUGAUCUAGUUAUUAAGUCCAUACCUUUAUUCAGAAAUAUCUUCAGUUAUACUCGAGCCUGAAGUAAGCAAGAAGAAAAUUCUUGUCAUAGUGCCACACCAAAAAUUCCAGAACUUCUUGGUAACAACUUUCUUUGUUGUAGGAAACAAAAAAUUAAAACUAACAAUCACAUUUUAAAAAUCCCAGUACCUUAAAUAAGAAAAGUCAAUGUUUAAUUAUGGUUCCUUUAACAUUGAAAUGCUCAUAAGAAAAUUUAAGUUCUUGAUAUUAAUUGAGAAUCUGGUUUGAUUUUUACCUAAUAUUUCUGAGUUUGGGGAAGAGUAGCAUUGCUGGGCUGAAAUUUAUGUUGAACAGUGAGGAAUUUGGACAAAUCAAAAUAAAAAUGCUCUUUGGAUAAGUUGUAUUACAUUAGCAUGUAAAGUGCUUUGCUCAAUUUAAGAGCUAGCAGGUGAUUUUUUUGAAAUAGCUGCACUGAAUGAACCUAUUCUAUAUAAUGAGCUCUGAAUAUCAUAUUAUAUCUGCACAAAUGAUAUGUACCAUUGUCAGCCCUUAGAUUUGUAUCCAUUUUAUGCUGAGAAUGCUUGUGUAUGCUGCAAUGAGUAUAAACCAAAAGUUAUUCACUGAAUUUCAGAAUUGGGAUAGCUUUGUAGACCUGUACCCUUCUGUUAAAUAUGAGCCUUUUAUAUUCAGUACUUAUGUAUGAAUUGACUCGUGAAAGUAUCUUUGCCAUACAUUAUUCUACUGUACAAGGAAGAUGGCUAGAAAAACCAAUGAAUUUGAGGUUUGACAUAACCUAGUCAGACUACUGCAGUAUGUGAACAUCAAUUCACCAUUGUAAUGUUUUCCACUUACACCAGGUCCACAUUUAUUGAAUGGUUAACAUUCCUAUCAAAUACAUUUAUACAUAGGCCAAGCAUUUUUAAACCAUAUCACAAAAAAGUAUUGUCCCUUUAAAAAUGAGUUUGGAAGUCCACAUUUUUAUAUGUCUGUUUGAAAGCAGAGAUUGGAUCACUACUUGUGCUUGUGAAUGGAAUCCCUGCCUUGAACCUGUCAUUUGCUUUGUGUGUUGGAUAUGUUCAGCAGUUACUUUGAGGUAGCUGCCAUUGCAAUAUACCAGCUUUACUGGCACAUUUUUUUUUUAACAAAUAGUGUUAAGAAACAAGUAUUUUGAAGAGUAUAGUGAUUUUAUUUAAAAAGGGAAUUCCUGGUUUGGCAAAAAAUUAUUUGCAGUUAAUGGCCAGCUGUUGAAAAUCUUACUGUUUAUAUUUCUCAACUAAUGUCUUCAAUUGGUGACUGUUGCAGCUUUCCAUAGAGUGAAAACUGGUUAACUAUCUCACCCCACAUUGGAAGUGUUUAAAAAAUUGGGGUAAAGAACUAAAAAUACAGUCUGAGAAAAUAAAAUACUUAUGCAAUAUUUUGGCUGUAUAAUUCUGUUCAAAUACAGGAACAAAUUAAACUUUUACCAAGUAAAAACUGAAGCUAAUUUGAGAUUGUACCUAAAAUUUUAGGAAAAUUUGACAAAAUGCCCUCUCUUCAAAUAUUUGUAUACAGACUUUACCUUGAAAUGACUGUGCAGCUUAAAUUACUGUAUUGAAUUUUGUAUGUUAGGGUGUAUGCAUUUGUUCACAAUGCAUUUUUAUUUGGUUGUGAACUGGAUUGUAAUUGGAAAUAUUUAAACUGCAGAAACGAAUGAGUGCUUUGAGUGUCAUAAUGAAUUUGAGAUUGAAAUGCCUCUAAUUUUACAAAUUAAAGAUAAUCUUUGGCAGCCCUUACAAUGGAGGAAACUAAUCUUGUGUACUAUUUGGAAUAAAGAAUAAGUACGUCA
Molecule: messenger RNA, 4009 nt
Organism: Rhincodon typus (whale shark)
Lineage: Eukaryota; Metazoa; Chordata; Chondrichthyes; Orectolobiformes; Rhincodontidae
Product: ATP-dependent RNA helicase DDX19A
Exons: 12
Coding region: 69-1553 (494 amino acids)
Biological process (GO): poly(A)+ mRNA export from nucleus
Cellular component (GO): cytoplasmic stress granule; nucleus
Molecular function (GO): RNA helicase activity; ATP binding; RNA binding
Source: RefSeq, a predicted model, not a curated record